AUGCCUUCUUUCCUCUCAGAAUCUCCUCCAGCUACUGCUAGUGGCUCAAAGCCCACUGAAGCCCACUGGAACAACUGGCCAAAUGAGAAAGGAUUUGACCCUGAGUACGAAGAGCGCACUCCAGUCGAGCUCUCAGUGACUGGAGAUAUUCCCGCCUAUGCCGCAGGAACACUCUACCGCACAGGUCCAGGCAAAAGCCAAGUCGAGACUGAAGAUGGGCAACUCUUCAAACUGGCCCACUGGUUUGACGGCUUCAGCCAAACCCACCGGUUCCAAAUCAUUGUUACAAAUGACGACCGUUCAGUCCGAGUCUUGUACAACUCCCGCUUCUCCACUGACGCCUUGAUCGAAAAGGUGCGGAAGGAAGGCUACAUGAUAGGCUUUGGAGAUAAACGCGACCCCUGCAAGGAAGUCUUCAACAAAGUGCAAACCGAAUAUGUUCCACCCAGCAUACCGUCCGAGAGGAACAUCGGUGUCACACUUUCUAUCAACAUGCCAGGCCUCGACAACCCAUCUGAGGAAGAGUCAACUGAGCGCUGGUCUGACUCAAAGGGUAUUCGGACUUUGUAUGCGAAGACCGACUCCAAUGCCUUUAAGAAAUUGGAUCCUGAAACACUUGAGCCUAUUGGUCUAGCUUCGCAAGAGAACCUUCAUCCUGAUCUGGCCGGUCCUAUGUCUGCUUCGCAUCCCCGUUCUGAUCCUUUGACGGGCGAUGUAUUCAACUUCAAUCUCACCCCGGGUCCAGUCUCCAUCUAUCGCGUGUUCCACGUCUCUGCUGCGACGGGCAAAACUUCCAUCUUGGCUACAUUCCCGGGCACGCCCGCCUAUAUCCAUUCUCUUAACAUCACUGAGGACUUCGUCCUUCUGUGUGUCUGGAACUCGCAUGUCAACAUCAAUGAGGUAGGAAAGGGAUCUUUCAAGGACACGAUCAUGCCUACCGAUCCCGCUCAGCCAGCGACAUGGUACGUGGUUGACCGCAAGCACGGAAAGGGCCUGGUUGCGACAUACGAAAGUCCGGCAUUUUUCUGUUUCCACACAAUCAACGCGUUCCAGGAAAAAUCGAAGAAUGAUCCAACCAAGAUCGAUAUAGUUGCUGAUCUUGUGCGCAUGGAUACCUCGGAGUUCUUGGAUCUCGUUCUGUACAAGAAUAUGAAAUCCUCGCUCCCUACUGCAAAGGAAUUCGCCGCGACUAGAACGGAUGAAAUGCGUACUGCUUUCUCUCGAUUUCGUCUUCCUGCUUUGCCGGCGGAACCUAGCAACGAGAUUCUCCAGGCUACACUGGAGUGGUCUUCCGGCAAAGCUUUCUCACCCGAAUUGCCUACUAUGAACCCUAAGCUUAUCACGAAGAAGCAUCGGUAUACGUAUGCGGCGUCUUUCCGGGGAGCAUCGACUUUGACGGAUGGAAUUAUUAAAUUCGACAGUGAGACUCAAGAGACUUGUCUGUGGGCCCAUCACGGCCACUCACCCGGUGAGCCGAUCUUUGUCGCCAACCCGGAUGGUGUGAAUGAAGAUGAUGGCGUCCUUCUCAGUGUAGUCUUGGAUGGCUUCCGGGAGCACAGUUAUCUGCUUUGUCUUGAUGCACGCAACCUGACUGAGCUUGGUCGGGCUAAUAUGAAAGGGGCGGUUGGAUUUGGAUUCCAUGGACAGCACGUUUCGACAGUUGGCAUGCCUACUGGAGAUUAUUGA
Messenger RNA from Penicillium pulvis, 1686 nucleotides. Its product is annotated as carotenoid oxygenase family protein. The record is from RefSeq and is a predicted model, not a curated record. The coding region runs from base 1 to 1686 and encodes 561 amino acids. Lineage: Eukaryota; Fungi; Ascomycota; Eurotiomycetes; Eurotiales; Aspergillaceae. Gene Ontology annotation, biological process: carotene catabolic process. Gene Ontology annotation, molecular function: carotenoid dioxygenase activity. The transcript has 2 exons.